Molecule: messenger RNA, 595 nt
Organism: Callithrix jacchus (white-tufted-ear marmoset)
Lineage: Eukaryota; Metazoa; Chordata; Mammalia; Primates; Cebidae
Source: RefSeq, a predicted model, not a curated record
UAAAGGUUUCCUCUCAUCCAAUCAGAACAUGUAGUCCAGGAACCAUGGGCAAAACCUCAGUAUAUAAGGCAUGCUGAGGCCGCCUCACGCUGUUCCAGGCUCUUGUGUUCACGGCUAAGGUUUAAAAUCAGAAGCCACUAUGUUCACGGCUUAGAGGACCAGGAGAAGGGGCGGCAGAGCCACCUACUGCUGGAGGCUGCAGCCUGCUGUACCGCGGCUGGCCUCGCUGCAGCGGGUGGUGGUGACGGAAACUGCAGCGGCUGGAGCGGACAUGCACUGUCGUCGCAACGGUGAUGAGCUGGAAAUUAAUUGCGGACAUUUGAAAACCACCAAACCAAUACAUAAGUCCCAGAGGGAACAUGACAUCCUCUUCCCAGGGUACACCCACCUGCAGAGGGCCCAACCCCAUCACUGGAGCCACUGGAUUCUGAGGGGGAGGGGGCCAGGCAACCAGCUUAGGGGAGAGGAGGCCACACUCCCUGUUCUCCAGCCCAGCCCUGCUUCCUCCCAACCCCCAGAACUCAACUUUGGUGCCAUCACUCUUCACAGCAUGGAUGCCACCAGUGAGCUGAGCAUGACUUCAUGGGUGAAGUGA